AUGAACACCCCACGAACCAGCGGCAACGAUUUCUCCAAGAAAUCACGAGUCAAGUUGAACGAGCGCUUCUCGAGACUUCGAGUCAUUGUCGAAAAGCGUUUUCCAGAGAUUCACGACUGGAACAGAUUCCGCAUUCUCGACGCUGCCAUUGCCUUGCUCGGCGGUAAGCCACUCUCUGCCAACCCCACAGAGCGUCGGACUGCCAUGAACAACCAAGAAGCCUGCGCGUAUUACAGAAACAAGCUCAAGAACUGCUUCGAAAUCCUCAAGCAAACGCUCGACACCGAAGGCUUUAUCAGCGCUGGAACAACUCGUCAACUUAACACUCGAGCAGGAUUGCUGGAGUUUACGAUCGACUGCCUCGUCACAAAGUUCGGCGAGCCCGACGAAUUGAGAAUCGAUUUUUUGCCAACUCCUAUCGUCCGAAGAUCACCCAAGAAACGACGCUCCACUGACUCUUGCGAAUUUACUCCUCCAGCUAAACGACCCUCAUCAAUCAACUUCACUCCCUCGCCAGCUUCUUCAUCUUCUGGCUCCCUUCAGCUCUCUCCCGAACACGAGCAGCUCCUGCAGAAACUGCGAAUCGCAUAUUUCUUAUCUAACCUUUCUGGCAAAACUGCAUUCAACCCUGCUCUUGACUUGAACAUCUGGCGCCCAUGGUGA
Oikopleura dioica is the source of this 663-nucleotide messenger RNA. Lineage: Eukaryota; Metazoa; Chordata; Appendicularia; Copelata; Oikopleuridae. The record is from the annotation of a GenBank genome assembly.